AUGGUAGGCGGUGAUAUGGCACAUCUGCCCGAAGCUACGACGGAUCCGGUCUCGUUUGCUCACUUCGGAAUGGUGGACCUCCUGCUGUCCCUUCGUCAGGUGUACCGCGCGAAUGCUGGGAAGGAUCAGCUUUGCACCACUUGUUCGAAGCCAACCGCGUUUUACAAUGUCCCCCGGUCAGAGUGGCUUGGAAAGGUUGAUGCAGCGAACUCGUGCAUCCAGGUCCCCGCGAGCAGUCCUCGAGCUUGCAUUGGCUACGGAGAUCUCGUGCAGGCAGCAGGAAACCAGGGAAAGGCGAGCUUGCUUGGUGAAGGUGAGUCGGAAGAGUCGAGUGCUGGUGCCAAGUGCUCCAAGAUGUUGACGGCAAUGAAGUCCAGCUCCUGUGGGGUCAAGGACUUGUUGCACAGUGUCGUCCUCACGCAGCGAUACAAUUCGACAGCAGCCUAUGCUGCUUGCAGGACCUACUGGUCCAGCAUGGACUCCGAGAUGGGACGAAACUUCAUGCAGUGGUCGAAAUAUACUGCUACCAAGAGGAUAGAAAGCUGCAAAGCCGCCGUGAAUGAGACCAUGAAGCUCGUGAGCUUCUUCAGGCACGCUGAACCUGUGGGCAGUCCGGAAACCAAGUAUGGCAUCAAGUGCGAUGCGACCUUGGAGUGCUAA
This is a messenger RNA of Symbiodinium sp. CCMP2592, 660 nucleotides long. Lineage: Eukaryota; Dinophyceae; Suessiales; Symbiodiniaceae. The record is from the annotation of a GenBank genome assembly.